AUGCGACCAUGGGCUCUGGCGGUGACUAGGUGGCCGCCCUCCGCCCCUGUGGGUCAGCGGCGAUUGUCUGCGGGACCCAGCAGCACCCCAGCCCAGCUCCGGGGAAGCCCUGGCCGUGAGGGCCGCCUGCCUGCCCAGGAUGAGCGCUUACCCUCCCAGCAGCCUCCGCCCCGACCGUCACACCUCCUUGUAGAGGAGCGUCGAGCCUCGGCUCCUGCCGGCGGGAGCCCCCGAAUGCUGCACCCAGCCUCCCAGCAGAGCCCGUUCAUGGUUGACCUCCACGAGCAGGUGCACCAGGGACCUGUCCCUCUGUCCUACACGGUCACCACCGUGACGACCCAAGGCUUCCCCUUGCCUUCAGGCCAGCACAUCCCUGGCUGCAGUGCCCAACAGCUCCCAGCAUGCUCCGUGAUGUUCAGUGGGCAGCACUACCCACUUUGCUGCCUUCCGCCCCCGUUGAUCCAGGCGUGCACCAUGCAGCAGCUCCCUGUGCCCUAUCAGGCCUACCCCCACCUCAUCUCCAGUGACCACUACAUCCUGCACCCCCCGCCGCCCGCCCCACACCCCCAGCCUGCUCACAUGGCGCCUCUGGGCCAGUUCAUAUCGCUGCAGGCCCAGCACCCACGGAUGCCCCUGCAGCGGCUGGACAACGACGUGGACCUUCGGGGGGAUCAGUACCCCCUGGGGAGCUUCACCUAUUCCACCUCUGCCCCAGGCCCGGCCCUGUCCCCGUCCGUGCCCCUGCACUACCUGCCCCACGACCCCCUGCACCAAGAGCUGUCCUUUGGUGUGCCCUAUUCCCACAUGAUGCCACGGAGAGUGAGCACCCAGAGAUACCGCCUGCAACAGCCGCUGCCCCCGCCGCCACCACCACCACCCCCGCCGCCGUAUUAUCCCAGCUUCCUGCCCUACUUCCUCUCAAUGCUGCCAAUGUCGCCCACAGCCGUGGGGCCCACCAUCAGCCUGGAUCUCGAUGUGGACGACGUGGAGCUGGAGAACUAUGAGGCCCUCCUGAGCCUGGCGGAGCGGCUGGGGGACGCCAAGCCGCGAGGCCUCGCCAAGGCGGACAUCGAGCAGCUUCCCGCCUACCGCUUCAACCCCGACAGCCGUCAGUCGGAGCAGACGCUGUGUGUCGUCUGCUUCAGCGACUUCGAGGCGCGGCAGCUGCUCCGCGUCCUGCCCUGCAACCACGAGUUCCACACCAAGUGCGUGGACAAGUGGCUGAAGGCCAACCGGACGUGUCCCAUUUGCCGGGCCGACGCCUCCGAGGUGCCCAGGGAAGUCGAGUGA
Messenger RNA from Pipistrellus nathusii (Nathusius's pipistrelle), 1290 nucleotides. The record is from the annotation of a GenBank genome assembly. NCBI's taxonomy places the organism in Eukaryota, Metazoa, Chordata, Mammalia, Chiroptera, Vespertilionidae.